AUGGCAUCUGUAAUCAGCGUACCAGCCAACGAAGGGAUAAGUGUAAAAAAUGAACACGAUGAUCCUGAAAUAAAUGCAAUGGCUCUCAAAAUGAAAGAAAAUUAUCAAAAAAAUGCAUCAGCUGCAGCAAAGCAACAGGCUGCUUCUCCGGCAAAUGUUUAUAUAAACAGAGCCGGUAGACCAGUAGCAUUGACUAAUGCACCAAUUACAACGAAUAACACUCAAAAAAAUCCAGAUAAAUCACCCAAAGAUUCUGAAGAUGUAGAAAGUAUUAAAGGUAGAUUUUCAUGGAAAUUCAUUGCUGGACACCAUAUACCCUAUAUAAUUAGAGUAGUUAAUACUGAACAAUUAAAGUUUGUAUCUGUUCGUAUGGCUGAAACACAGCUACUCAGCAAUUAUUUACAUUAUCUACAUGCAGAUAUAUACACAUGUACAUCUGUUAGAAGUCACUUCAUCACCGAGUCGGAAGCUAAACUUUUAAACGACAUCAACCAAAAGCAUGCCGACUGUAUUUACGGGAAAGAAGUGUUUUUUGCAGGAAAAGAUUAUAUUGUGCGCUUGGAAGAUGUCCAUGAAUUUUAUAUGUUCAUAGAAGUAUGUUAUAAAAAAUUACUGUGCAAUGUUACUCCAGGCCGCAGAGAGAAAUGUGGUUUUAUUCGUAUUAACUCUGAAUCUGUUGUGCCAUAUUGUAUAAAAGAUGACCAAAAAUAUGUCCCGCUCUUCUACUUUGAAGGCGAAACAGAAAACUUAAAACAUCGAGCUGUGAAAUUGGAAAAUUGGAACUUAGCAUACCUCAAGUUCUGCUGUAAAGUUCAAGGUAUCAGAAAUGAGUUGUUUGCUAGUGACUCUUGCACGGUCACUAGUCUUGAUGACAUAAAAAAUUAUUUUCCACCGGAAACUAAUUUUGAGGAAUAUUGGCCAGCUAAGGUUGUUGAUACACAACUCCUAACUAAUCAGAAGUCUACCCAUGUAAACCCCCCUGGUGCCUGGAUCAGAGCACCCCCAGAAGUAGUACCUGCUGAAAAUACUAUUCCUCAUAAUUUAACAGCACCAGGACCAUUACCAGCAAGUGUGCCAAUUUUGAUGAACACAUAUCAAAACGGAUGGCCAGCAAACCAAAUGGUUAAUUCAUAUGGCACUCAGGCUCAGCCGCCAUCAACUCGUGGCUAUUCUAUUGCAGCCAGAAAUCAAAGCAUAGCUGCCCAGUGCUAUAAUGCGGGUUCAACGAUGUCUCAAGGCAGCAGUUUGGUAAACAGUGUGGGCCAUGUUGUACCACCACCGCCUUUAGUCCGUGCAGGCAAUACGACACCAGUAAUUGGUAACACCGUCUCAUACUCCAGUGUUGUACCUAUUAGCCAAUGUAUAACAACAAUGUACAAUCCAAUGACAAAUGGAAAUGUUAUGUCUCAUUCAAGUCAAAUGAGACAAUUCUACAAUCAACGUGCUAACAAUAAUCAAGCUCAACAACAACAGUUGCAGCAACAACAAAUGCAACAGCAACAACAAAUUACCACUCCUCAAACUCAGCAGCCAUAUAAUGGCCAAUCUUUGCAUGGUCGUUUAACCAACACACAACAACGCAACGCUCUAAGGAAUGCUGGGCCUGCUGUAAUUGCUCCGCCCUUAGAAAUUAUUGAUUUAUCGUCCCCACCAUCCAGCCCUGUUCCUCCAGCUGUGCAGGAAAAUCCUCUUCGCCCUAAUAUUGGAUGGGAAUUGACGAGAAUACCUGAACGGAUGUGGGCACAUGACACAUCUAAUAAUGCUGCUUACAAGAUCCAAAAGGCAACACUGCAAGGACGAAUGAUCCAUUGCAUAAAUGCAAAACCAUACAUCUAUUCGGAUUUGAUGGUAACAUUGGAUGAUUUAGUGCAGAUGGUGCUGCCUUCCAUUACAGUCCCGAGAUGCGCUUACAUCUUAAACAAAUACUUAAAAACGACACUAUUCAGUGGAAAUACCGAGCAGUUGGCCGUGUUGAGGGAAAAUGGGCGCCUCAGGUCGAUGUUCCCGGAUGAUACACCCAUGGCCAUGCUACAAGAUAUCACGCAUGUUCUGCCGCAAUUAAAGGCAUUGGUGUUAAAGCAUGAUGAACAAAUACAACAAUACCAAGCAGCUGCUGCAGGCGGUCCAGCCAAAAGACAACGCACCAGCUAG
Macrosiphum euphorbiae (potato aphid) is the source of this 2151-nucleotide messenger RNA. Lineage: Eukaryota; Metazoa; Arthropoda; Insecta; Hemiptera; Aphididae. The record is from the annotation of a GenBank genome assembly.